CCAUACCUGCGCGGUUUGUUUGGUUCCAGCAGAGCCGUUAUCUGGCGAGCUUUACUGAACGUAAUGAUGAAAAAGGCGGGGCUGCAGGUCCUGUCUCUGCGUCUCGGGGAACGCAAACGUCUGACCAACCUGUGCGUGCUGGAGCUCUUCCGAGAGUCCGUGCGAAGCGUCAUGAUCAUGUGGCGUGUGUGCCGCAUCUUCAUGUCACGCUCCAACUACUCCAUGCACCUCAACAUCCUGGAGAACCUCAACACCCAGCUCGCAGGAGUGGGCAAAAACCUUGUGUUUGAUCUGAACCACUUCAAAAUCAAAAAGAACCACAUUCCUCUGAAGCUGGUGGAGAUCAUGGGCAAGCACCCGGAGCAUCGGUCAGAGCAGGAGGUGUUGCUGCUUCUCAGCCUGUUGAUCACCAUCGACGGUUUCCGCCGCUACAGUCCUACCCUGCAGCUGCUGCUGUCCCGCGUUGUCCGCUACCAGAGGUUGGAGAGGCGUAGGGUGGUGGUAAAGAAGGGGGACCUUGGAUUCAGCUUCUACUUUGUGUUUUCUGGUCAAGUGGCUGUGACCAAAGACAAGGAUGGCAACAGCGCCUUCGUGGACAAGGAGCCCAUCCUCAUUAAAAAGGGAAUGGGCUUCGGGGACGUGGCCCUGAUCAAGGGGCUGAGGAGGAACGCGACGGUCGUGUGUAUGGAGGAGACCGAGCUGAUGGUCAUCGACAAGGAGGACUUCUUCGCCAACAAGAUGGACGUGGAAUUAAAACGCGAGUUUGAGUACCGCUUCAACUCCUUCAGGUCCCUGGAGCUUGUGUCAUCCUUCUCGUCCCCCCUGAUUGAACGCUUGGCAGACCACUCCAAAGCAGAGCUGUUCCGACAUGGACGCAUCGUCGUCAAGGACACCAACGACAUGGGCAACCUCAUCUUUGUUGCGCGGGGUCUGUGUGACGUUCUUAGAAAGGUGGACCUGACAAAGUGCAAGACAUACCAGCGUCUGCUUAAAAAACAUCAGAGUGCAGAGAGCAGUGUGAAGACUGUGUCGCCACGGCAGCCAGAGGGUGUCUCAUCAGAGAAGACCAGCACACACACACACAGAGGGUCUCCCACACCAGUGAAAGGCCCACCCGUUGACCUCCCCACCUCCGCUUGGUUCCUGAUUGACAGCCUGCCACAGGGCAGCACUUUUGGUCUGAAUGAGUACCUGAUCCCACACAGACAGAGGGACAGCCGAAGCCUGACGCUGGUCAGUCGGAGCGUUGAGAUUCUCAGAGUGGACAAGACCUGCUUUGAUGAGCUGGUCGAUGAUGAAACCCUGAAGAAACUGAAGGACAUACAGAAGACCUAUCCCAGCGACGAGGAGCUCUGCACCGUGCUGCUGCGGCACCAGGGAUGGGAGAGGUUUAAGGUUGCUGUGACGAUGGACGUGUUGGCCUACUGCCCGCAGCGUGACCGUGGCGCCAUGCCCACCUCCUGCGGCAUCAGAGCCAACCACAAACCCCCCGCUGGCCAGUCCACCCCCGGCGGGAGACCCACCUGAGCUCACACACACCAUGCCCAGGGGCAAACACACAGCCGCGGGGCAGAAUGCUGCAGAGGAUGCUUGCUUGGUCCCCUGCAUAUCCUUGGAAUGUAUCGCUCAUCUAUAGUGGAAAAUGCUUUUAUUAAAAAGUAGCAUUCAGCAUUCUAUAUGA
Messenger RNA from Alosa sapidissima (American shad), 1681 nucleotides. RefSeq names its product cyclic nucleotide-binding domain-containing protein 2-like. Gene Ontology annotation, biological process: spermatogenesis. Gene Ontology annotation, molecular function: cAMP binding. NCBI's taxonomy places the organism in Eukaryota, Metazoa, Chordata, Actinopteri, Clupeiformes, Clupeidae. The record is from RefSeq and is a predicted model, not a curated record. The transcript has 12 exons. The coding region runs from base 64 to 1527 and encodes 487 amino acids.